Molecule: messenger RNA, 327 nt
Organism: Meloidogyne enterolobii
Lineage: Eukaryota; Metazoa; Nematoda; Chromadorea; Rhabditida; Meloidogynidae
Source: the annotation of a GenBank genome assembly
UUUUCGAGGGUCGAAUAAUUUUGUCAAAAAAAUUUUCAUAUUUUUCUUCGAUACUAAUACGUUGUUGGGGAGCCUUCAGGGAGCCAUUCUCUUUCCUUUGGGUAUUUUUGGGUUUUUUACAGACAUAUGAAAGUUUCCGUGUUAGCUGGGGUCGAAAAAUUUUGUGAAGUAUUCGAAAAACUUUUCUAUCUUUUUGAAUCCAUUUUAAUCUAUCUUGUUUAUUUUUAUUUGUUGGGUUAUUUUUCAUUUGCGUCUCGACACUUUUCUUGCUUCUUUUAUUUUGUCACCAACUUGUUGACAAUAUCAAUGAAUUUUUGGGGGCAUUAA